Messenger RNA from Aspergillus steynii IBT 23096, 1439 nucleotides. RefSeq names its product isopenicillin N synthase family dioxygenase. The transcript is spliced from 4 exons. The record is from RefSeq and is a predicted model, not a curated record. The coding region runs from base 228 to 1274 and encodes 348 amino acids. Gene Ontology annotation, molecular function: dioxygenase activity. NCBI's taxonomy places the organism in Eukaryota, Fungi, Ascomycota, Eurotiomycetes, Eurotiales, Aspergillaceae.
CAACCGUUGUGACGAUCCCAACCAGACCAUUUCAAGAAAGCACCUUAUCUACCAUCUACUACCUAUCUGGGUAGUACCUCGUCUACUGCCUUAUCUGCACGACCUCCGCAUCCCCCACCCCGCUUUUACCUCCAUCCCCUCUACAUAUCCUCCAACGAUGCUCCCAUCCAGCUCUUCAACAGCAAACAUCCUCGUCCUGCUGCUCAUCAUCACAGCAAGCCAGAGCCAUGCCCAGAGCUCCGCCCAUCAUCGAUUUCGCGGGGUUCCACACCCCCGACCCUAUCCUCAAAUCCACCUUCCUCAAUCAGAUCCGCCAAGCCUGUCAAGACCACGGCUUCUUUCAGAUCACAAACCACGGCAUCCCGGACGCUAUCCAGGCUUCUAUCCUCUCUCAGGCGCACGAUCUGUUUAGUCUGCCGCUCGACGUGAAGGAGAAGUAUAGCAUGGACCGGCGGACGGGGCCGAUGAUAACAGACGCUGGCCCCUCAAACCGCGGCUACGAGCGCUUCCGAGCACAAAACUUCGAGAAACGAGGCCCCGGCGAUCUCAAAGAGGGGUUCUAUCUGGGGAAAGACCUCCCCGCCACACACCCCUCCGUGGUCGCGGGGAAGUUCUCGCAGGGUCCGAAUCCGUAUCCGGGUGAGAUUCGCGCCCCAGGGGAGUUUCGUCGUGUUGUGGAUGAGUAUCAUGGGUUGAUGUGUGAGUUGGCGGGGCGGCUUAUGAGAGCAGUGGCGAUGACGGUGGGGAUGGAGGAGGAUUCAGUCGAGGCGUUUUGUGAGGAGCCGGUGGCGAUUUUGAGGUUGUUGAGGUAUCCGCCGCAAGCACGGGAGGAGGCAGAGGGGGUUCAGCGAGGGAUCGGCGCACACACCGACUUCGGAGCCAUCACGAUCCUGCUUCAAGACGACAAAGGAGGCCUACAGGUCUGGGAUGGCGAGGCGUCAGAAUGGGCGGAUGUAGUGCCCACGCCGGGCGCGCUGGUUGUGAAUCUAGGAAACAUGAUGAUGCGGUGGACGAACGAUCGCUACUUGUCCAACCUGCACCGAGUGAUCAACUACAGCGGAGAAGACCGGUGUAGUGUCCCGUUCUUCUUCUCGGGCAACCCAGACUACGUGGUCGAUUGUCUCCCGAGCUGUCGGGAUGACGGACAGGCCAAGUACCCGCCCAUUACGGUGGCCGAGUGGAUGGGGGCGCGAUAUGCGGACACCUACGGCAGCUCGAAGAAGGGGAUGGCGGAGUUGUCGCGGGAGGCGGCGGCGGCAAUCGGGGCGUCUUAGUUCGGUGGUCUUGGACUGUGGUUCGGCAUGGAGAAAGUCGGGGAAAAGGAUAGUACGGGGGUGGAUCGCUCACAUGUGAAGGUGGAUUUGACCGUACGGAGAAUCAUAGGAAAGAAAUAAGAUCGCAUCUGUGCCAUCAGCACUGUCCAGAUGGUCUACUUUUAG